GGCAAAAAAUGUGGCUAAAAGUAUGCGUGGAGGCAGAGCGCGCACCGCGCCAAAAGCCACCGGCGGGGGCACGAUCAGGGUAGUCACUGGUAAUGAGGAUUAGACGGAAAUGCUGUUCUGGCAUAUCAAGUGGCGAGUUGAACGGAUGAACUCAGGGCCAGAUCCUUCAGUACUAUUCAUCUUUUGUUUGGCACCACACCGUUUUCAUUGGAAGUCCCUAUGUAUAAUUAUCUAGUUAAUACCAUGGAUGGGCUAUGGGCAUGGCGUAUUGUUUUUCAGGUCAAUUUUAUUGCAAUGAAGAUGGCUUUAUUCACGACUGCUCCAUUUAAUAGACGUCUUUCAUGCAGUCCAAGAAGACUCUACAGAUCUUCCCGGGAGAUGCAACUGAGUACUCACCUUCAAGGCAUUGAAGCCCGGUACGCAAUGUGUCGUCCCCACCGACUGACUGCCUUACUCCUCUCUCAACGCAAGAACAUAAUUUGAGUAUCGUGAGGGAGUAG
This is a messenger RNA of Amorphotheca resinae ATCC 22711, 500 nucleotides long. RefSeq lists its product as hypothetical. NCBI's taxonomy places the organism in Eukaryota, Fungi, Ascomycota, Leotiomycetes, Helotiales, Amorphothecaceae. The record is from RefSeq and is a predicted model, not a curated record. Bases 220 to 483 code for a protein of 87 amino acids. The transcript has a single exon.